This is a messenger RNA of Zootoca vivipara (common lizard), 5472 nucleotides long. It is a transcript of the gene CMTR2, whose product is annotated as cap methyltransferase 2. Gene Ontology annotation, cellular component: cytoplasm; nucleus. Gene Ontology annotation, molecular function: methyltransferase cap1 activity. The record is from RefSeq and is a predicted model, not a curated record. Gene Ontology annotation, biological process: methylation; 7-methylguanosine mRNA capping. Lineage: Eukaryota; Metazoa; Chordata; Lepidosauria; Squamata; Lacertidae.
UUCACAGUGCGGACCCGAAAGCGAAGAAGACUAGCGCCUUGAAGUGCGCCUGCGCGGAAAUGGAAGGAGCCUUCUCCCGGCCUCACCCAUAAAGGGAAGCACGCAUGCGCAGCUGUUGGAGAGGGUUUUCAGCGUAGGGGGGUUUGCCUCGGUCUGAGAAUGAACAAGCAGAAGAAGGCAGCAUACGCUGAGCAGACCACAACCCUUGACAAGUUUGGCUCUGAUAUCAUUGCUGAAAUUGAGAAGCUCUUUGGGAAGAAGUUCUCGUACACCAAACCACCCAACAAGGAAUGGCAGCUGCCAGAUCCUAACCAGGCUUUUAGCUGCGAUCACAAAGAGUUCAGUUCCCUUGCCUCCUUGAAGGAUUCCCUGAAUGAAGUCAAGAACCAGCUGGGCGACAAGAAAUUAGAUGAGUGGCACCAGCACACGUCCUUCACCAACAAAGCAGGGAAGAUCAUUUCUCGCAUCAAGCAAGCCGUAAAUGCUGAGUUGUGUACCCAAGCUUGGUGCAAAUUCCAUGAGAUCCUGGGCAGCUUCCCUCUCCUCCCAACUGAUGCUCUUCAAAAUGGGGAACUCAACUCCGUCCAUCUCUGUGAGGCUCCUGGUGCCUUCAUAGCCAGCCUCAACCAUUACCUCAAGUCUCACCGCAUCCCUUGCGACUGGAAUUGGGUAGCUAAUACCUUGAACCCGUACCAUGAAGCAAAUGAUACCCUUAUGAUGAUUAUGGAUGACAGGCUUAUCGCAAACACUCUGCCCUGGUGGUAUUUUGGCCCUGAGAACACAGGGGAUGUGAUGACGCUCAAACACCUCACGGGACUUCAGCAGUUCAUCAGCAACAUGGCCACCGUUCACCUGGUCACAUCCGACGGGAGCUUUGAUUGCCAAGGAAAUCCAGGCGAGCAAGAAGCCCUGGUUUCCUCUUUGCAUUACUGCGAAACGGUCACUGCUUUAAUGACCCUUGGCCUCGGGGGCUCCUUCGUUCUGAAGAUGUUCACUCUGUUUGAACAUGGUUCCGUUAACUUGCUAUAUCUGCUGAAUUGCUCUUUCGAAGAGGUUCAUGUGUUUAAACCAGCCACUAGUAAAGCUGGGAACUCUGAGGUAUAUGUGGUCUGCCUUCACUAUUUAGGCAGGGAGGCCAUUCACUUGCUCUUGUCCAAGAUGAUGCAGAGCUUUGGGGCGGAAAUGGUCGAGAAGGCCCUCUUCCCCCAACACUCCAUUCCGGAAUCUUUCCUUAAAGUCCACGAAGAGUGCUGUUCGUUCUUCCACAGGCACCAAAUCGAGACCAUUGCUGAGAACCUCCGACUCUUUGAGAGCAUGAGCGAGGUGGAGCAGGCGAAGCUGAACGCUUUACGGGAUUGCGCCGUCGAGUUCUUCUUGAAGCGGUUCCAGAUGAAGCCUAUCGCCAGAAAUAACUGGCUUGUGAAGAAGCCCCGUGCGGGCUGUAGCAUGAACUCCAAAUGGUGUGGGCAGAGGAACAAAUACUUUUGCACGUACAAUGAGAGGAAGAUUCUGGAGUCUCUGACAUGGGAGGAGAAAGUGGCCAAGGGCUGUCUUAAUCAAUGGGCUGAAGAACAUUCCCUCGGUAACAUCGGGAAAAUUUGCAUCUUGGAAGGGGCUUCUUGUAGCCUGGAGUGUCAGUUAUGGUACAUCUUGGAGGGGCGGAGGUUGCCAAGAGUGAAGUGUUCUCCCUUCUGUGAUGGUGAGGUCCUGAAGAGCCUCAAUGAAGCUCUUGAGAAAUCUUUCGUUGGCAGGGCAAGCGUUGGCGCCCUCAGAAGCCUGGCACAGCAAGAGUGCCAAUCUUGCAAUGUUAUUACGGAGUCGCUAAUAUUGUCUGAAUUGUCUGAACUUAUGGAGGUUCCAAAUGAAGGUUGCAUUGGCCAAAGAAAGUGCUUGGCUGUAGGCUUCCCAUUGCUUUGUGAUGCCAACAGCCCAUCUGGCUGGGAAGUUAAACUCCUGGAGUCUGCAUCACUCUCAACUUUCGGCUGUUCGUUGCUUCAUGACGGGGAACCAACAUACCAGCAGCAGCUCCUGGAGUGCCUUUUGCGUUUGUUCCCAGAGCUUCAGGAAGGGGAUGCUUUGCUCCUGCCCAUUCUUUCUUCUUUUACACGCUUCACUGCUGGCUUAGUCUUCAUACUGCACAGUUGUUUCCAGCACAUCUCAUUUGCUUGCCCAACCUCAUCUCAUCUCGGCGGGGCCAGCGCUGUACUGCUUUGUGCUGGCUACCAAGGUCUUCCGGAUCCAGUUUUCCAAUACCUGCAGCAGCUGAAGAAGCUUGUGGCUACGCUGCUUGACUCGGACUCCCCGCAGCAAGUCUUGCAGUUUGUGCCUAUGGAAAACCUUCUAAAGGGGCAGCUGCUGGAGUUUCUGUGGGACCUAAAUACCGCCAUUGCAAAGAGACAGCUGCAUUUGAUUGUCCAAAUUGAGCAACAGCAAAUGACAUGACUUUUUGUUCAAAGCAGCAGGUUGCCACCCUCGUUUUCACUUAGCUGCUGGGGGGAAAAAUUCUUUCUUUUUAAACCAUAAGGAACCCUUUUUUAAUAUAUGGUAUUUUGAGACAAUAAGUCCUCCUCUGCUGUCCUUUGUACUUUACUAUCCUGCUGAUUUAUUCUCUGUUUAUAUACAACCUGUGAGGCCCUGGGGAAAUUUUCUUAUACAGGAGCCACAGUUAUAAUGGAAAAAAGAGUCCUUUUCUAUGCCUAACUGACUUAUAAGUUGAGACCAAAUCUGCCUAGCUUAGUGCUUCUUCAGAAAUGGCACUGGCUUCCAUUAAAGGUGCCUUCAGGUGAAUAGGAGCAGUACAUAGCUGGAAAGUAUAUGCUCAUUGUGUGGCUGCAUGCACAGAGCUAAUCACCAACUGUCUUUCCCAACUGAUCAUUGCCCUUUGUGGAGAGCAGCAAUAAUAAUAAUGACCCAUUUGACAGGGUUGCCCCACCUGAUAUCACUUGAUAAAGACCCCUACCUGCUUGGCUGGUUCAUGCAUCUGACUCUCUGGCUGCAUAUGGAUAGGUGCUUCUAUGGUGGUAUUAGAAAUUAAAGGCAUUCCUUCCACUAAACUCACCUGGGUUUUGUAUUAUGUGCUUCAAACACUCCCCUUUUAACUGUGAACCUAAUUGUGCCCUUUCAGUGCUGUUGAGUGCUUCAGCAUAUGUGAUCUUACGAUAAAACAUUUACCCACUUUUCCAGUUCUGCAAGGCCUUUCCACUCCCGUCCUGGAUUACCCUUCUGCGUUUCUCUAAGAACAGGUCAUAGCAGGGACAGAACUCAGGUGAAUGUGCAGGAAGAGCUUCUGUUAUGAACAUAAAAGCCACAAGAUUGAGUCAUCAGGAAAGUCCCUAUAGACCAGGCAUGUCAAACUUGCGGCCCUCCAGAUGUUUUGGACUACAAUUCCCAUAUUCCCCAACCACUGGUCCUGCUAGCUAGGGAUCAUGGGAGUUGUAGGCCAAAAUAUCUGGAGGGCUGCAUGUUUGACAUGCCUGCUGUAGACUCUUACUGUCUGUCAAACAAAGGCGGGUCGGGUCCCCUUUGCAAUGCAAGAUAAAUAGAAUUCUGGCAUUGUUUUGGUUUGGGAACUGCCUGUUUAAUGUGGGAUAGUGUGAAUCGUGUAGCAUUUUUUCAUUUUUCAUGGUUUCCGUUCACCCUUUCCUCAUUCGGGCGCAAUGAGUGUGUCGUGAUGGCUCAGAGAUGCAGGAUUGGAUCCUAACCACGCUGUGAGCAGCUGGUCUGGAAGAACAUUGCGAGCAAGGGGCUGUUCAGGCGGUGUUAGCAUGUGAAUAACAAGCAGCUAUUGAGUAUCUGUCAACCAGCAAGCGCAUUCAGCUGGCUGAAACUCCCAGUGCUGUUAUGGAAGCUGCAUGCAGCCUUUCCACCUGAGAAGUUGUAUCUUCUGCACACCUGCCAAACAAAGACCUUGAACUAGCAUCCCCUGGGAGGUUCUCCUCUGCAAGCCCAACCAGAGCAGACGGGAGCUGUAUGGCUCUGCUUCACUACGAGCUGUGUGGCUCUGCUUCACUACGAGGCUAGGCCAUCACUUCCUAGUACCAACUGUACUCCUAAUGUGCCUGUGCCUUGAGCUAACGUCCGUAUCCAACCCUGCCAUUGUGCAAUGAGGACAGGCCUCCUGCUUGUGCAACAGGACUUCCCCUUCCUUUUAUCCUCCUUGCAGCCUCCCACAUGCCCCCAAAAUCUGCUCUAGAGGGUUGGGAGACCCUCCAGAGCAGAUUUUGGGAGUGCCGGCUGCAGGGUGAAGAAGAGGAACACUCUGCAUGGGCAGUGUUGGGUGAAUCAUGGUUGUAGAGGGAAAGCGAAGGUGUGCAGUUUCACCACCGUAAAAUGCAUCCUCUCCCUGCCAAGUGAGACUUCUUUUCCUUUUUGCAAUAACUAAGGUUUUGAGCCUUCUGCUUCUUGCCAGACAUCUUCUGAGACUUCCCUCAUUUUCCAGAUCAGAAUUUUUAUUCCUUUUCACCUGUAAGUUCAAUGUAGUGUAUUUUGAGGGAACUGGGUGUUUCCAGAUGUGCUUGGUAAGCUGGAUUUGGUUUUAAAAAAUACCUCCAGAUGUUGUUUUUCCCUUGAUUUUUUUUAUUUUAAAAAUUCUUUAUUUCUUUUAAGCUGUCAAGAGGGCGGUUGACAUUGUUUUGAAACAAAUGGUUGGAGCCUCAUGUUGCUACUUUGAUUUGGCUACUCUUAUUUCUGUUUUGAGCCUUGUAAAUUAUGAACAGCAAAAAAAAAAGUUGGAUCUAGAGGAAACUAAGAAAAAAUGAUUUUGAAAAUACAAUUUUUCUUUUCUGUCUUGUGUGUGAUUCUUCUUGAAGCGUAUACUUUAAAAAAAUCUAGUUGUGGCUGUGAAGAAACACCACACAGGUUUGAAAAUGCAAAAAAAAAAUGUAAUAGAAACUUCAAAAUAACUUAAGGUUUUUGUGGGGUUUUACUCAUUAUAAACAUUUUGCUUCCAGUUAGUUUUAGCCUUUAAUGUUAACUCUAUCUGAGAAUAAUGCUUUCUGCUGACCCAGUUAAUAUUUUUGCUGUGCUCAAACUGGUGUCCACAUCAGGCAAUACUGAUGGACUUCUUAAAUUCAGUUCUUCACAUUUUCCAUUGCAAUCUGAGAUACAUAUUUUUAAAAUCCUCAUUAGAAUUUGUAGACAUUUGGUGUGAAUUUCUCCAGACAGAAACACCUUUGUGUGCAGUUUUGACUAAUGUGCACAUUAGGAGAGGGUCCCUCUUUUUUUCUUCUUCCUUUAUUCUCACGACAAGCUGUGAAGGAAGCUAGGCUAAAAAUAAUAAUUGUCCUACAUUAAAGGAAUGUGCUUGAGGCCUGCGUGGAGUUUUGCUUGUAUCCUUCCUUUUGUCCAUUGUGGAACUCAAAGCAGAAUGUUUGUGGUUCCAUUUUGGCUAUGUAAGGCAGUGUUUCCCAACCUUGUGCCUCCAGAUGUUUUCGGACUACAAUUCCCAUCAUUCCUGACCACUGGUCUUGCUAA